Messenger RNA from Perca fluviatilis (European perch), 2258 nucleotides. RefSeq names its product cAMP responsive element binding protein 3-like 2 (gene creb3l2). The record is from RefSeq and is a predicted model, not a curated record. Gene Ontology annotation, molecular function: DNA-binding transcription factor activity, RNA polymerase II-specific; cAMP response element binding. Lineage: Eukaryota; Metazoa; Chordata; Actinopteri; Perciformes; Percidae. Gene Ontology annotation, biological process: regulation of transcription by RNA polymerase II. The transcript is spliced from 12 exons. Bases 517 to 2178 code for a protein of 553 amino acids.
AAUUAAUCUCCAGUGCAUUAUAUUGCAUUUAUAUUAUCAGUCGUUCCCGCUUGUGUAGUUUUCUUGAAUUUCUGGGCUUGAUUUCCCUAUUUUCUCAGUUUCUCUGUGACUCCGCCCAUGCAUUCCUGUGUGUCUGAGCUGUGAGGAGGAGGAGGAGGAAUGAAAAGCAAAGAGAGGCUGCAGAAAGCUGCCUGUGGACGCUGAACCAGCGAGGAGAUGAUUAACAACAACAACAACUCUCAUCCUCAAUCUGACUGCUACAGCUUUCUGACAUAACUAACAUUUAGCCCCAAAGUCUAAACCAGCUGGACGCGUUUCUAUUUCUUCUUUUUUCUUUUCUUUUAUAAGUCCUUGGGAACUUUUUUUUUUUUCUCCCGGAGUUGGAGCUGUGGAGUUUGGUUUCCAGUCCGACUGCAUUGCAACAAAACCGCCGCCGCUGUUUGCGCUGCUUUUUCUGCCGCAAAAUCAACAAGAAAACGAGCCAGAAGAGCCGAGAGAGUCUGCGAGGAGGAAAUCAUGGAGAUCCUCGACAGUAGUGAACCGUUUUUACACUGGGACAGGAACCUCAGCGAGCUGUCCGAGGCUGGAGAGAUGGACAGUGUGCUGUACACCAACCACUUCUCCGAGCUCCUCGACGAUCUGUCCCAGGAUGCUUUGCUGGGCCAGCUGCUCAGCGACCCCUUCCUGUCCGGGGUGAGAGGCGGAGUGGAGGCCAUGGAGGGGGAGGACGGGAGCGACCUGUCCCCGUCUUCCCCUCUCCCCCCGCACAUCACGGCCGAGCACAGCUACUCGCUCUGCGGGGACAGCCGCCCACAGUCGCCGCUGUCGCACCUGACCGGAGAGCAAGGCAGCGACGCCGCAGAGUCUGAUGGGGACUCCGCUGAUUGGCCCAUGGAGCAGGAGGACGCCAUUGACAGCAUCCUGUGUGAGACUCCUUCCCUCCUCCCCAACCUCUCUCUCUCUCUGGCCUCCAGCGCAGGGCCCCAGGCUCCUGAGGGCCCCGGUGUGGCCCCUGAUGCUGCCGCGAGCCCACCUCAGACCACCGUCAGCAGCCACAACCAAAGCAAAGGCCUCAAGAUCAAAGAGGAGAACAUCAUCCCCCAGAUUAAACUGGAGCCUCAUGAAGUGGACCAGUUUCUCAAUCUUUCACCCAAAGGUCUGGAGUCGCUGCAGAUGCCCCCCACUCCUCCCAGUUCCCUCAGCAGCGACUCUGAGGGCAGUCAGAGCCCUGUCCACGCCCCGCCCGGCCUGUCCUGCCCCACCUCCCCCACCAGCCCUCCUCCAUCCCAGGCCGGUCUGAAGGUGUCGCCUCGCGCGGCUUCCUCGCUGUCCAACUCCCCUCUGCUCACCGCUGCUCACAAGCUGCAGGGGUCGGGCCCGUUGAUGCUGACGGAGGAGGAGCGCCGUACGCUGGUGGCUGAAGGUUACCCGGUCCCCACCAAACUGCCGCUCACCAAAUCUGAAGAGAAGGCGCUGAAAAAGAUCCGCAGGAAGAUCAAAAAUAAGAUUUCGGCUCAGGAGAGUCGCAGGAAGAAGAAAGAGUACAUGGACGCUCUGGAGAAGAAGGUGGAGACCUGCUCCAACGAAAACAACGAGCUGCGCAGGAAAGUGGAAACUCUGGAGUGUACCAACAAGUCUCUGCUACAGCAGCUGCAGUCUCUGCAGGCGGCGGUGGCCGGCAAAGUCCCCAAGUCCUGCAGGAUGGCAGGCACCCAGACUUCAUCAUGCCUAAUGGUGGUCGUGUUGUGUUUUGCUCUGUUUUUGGGGAGUUUCUACCCCAGCAGUUUGACUCCAUGCUCCACCAUCACUGCAACUGGCCUCGCUUCUAAACAGCUGGCUGUCAAAGAGUCCUACACAACCACAGUGAAGUCGAGGAAUCUGUUAUCAACGUUCGAAGACGAGCAGCCACACCUCCUCGGUCUAGGCGGGGAAUAUCCCGCCCAAUGGGAGGACACGUCGGCUGUCGUCAUGGCAGUGUGGCGUCGCUCAGAGCAACAGAAAGUGGCGGAGGUGGAGCCCAACAUGGUGGAAACACACCCACCCUUCAGAAAUAAAAGCAAUGAGACGCAGACAUCGAAAAACCUGCUGCUGGACCUGCAAAGGUCUCUGGAGCAGAGGACGAAGGAGAGCAGCAGUAAAGUGAUAGAGCUGGAGCGAACGGUCAACGAGACCUCCUGAGGUUCAAGUCAACACCCACCCUAAACGCCCCUCCAUCCCGGGACCCCACCUCCCUUACACCCCAUGAUGACCUUUGACAC